UAGGGCAAGAAAAUGCAAGUAAUCCGUACCGUGGAGGUUUAAUAUUGUUGCGGCUCCUUUAAGGCUAACUCUGACGUCACCUUUGUUGGAAAAGCUAUUGGCUAUUGCACUUCCGCACAUUUCAAGCAGAGGAGCAUGGCAGAGGAACGGCUUUGGAACAGGGUAAACAUUCCUUACCCCUGUGCAACUUCAAUCGUCCGCAUAAAAGUUGCUCCAAAAACAGUUAGACUCUUCAAAGACCUGCUGCUGAAAAACGACGAUGUCCUGAAGCUCCUUCACAGUAAGUUACUGCAGACGGAGAUCCGGCUUCUCUACGAUCUGAUGCACGUCCUGAACAACAGCUACAGGGGGAACAAGACCUUCAAGGGCCUUCAGCAGGUUGAACAAUGUGUAAACAGACUCAAGACUAUGAAGCUUGACGCUGCUCUUCAGGGGCUAAUAGAACUAUGUCCCAAUCAGUUUCAAAUGGCAUUGUGCGACAAGAAGGGUGACUGUGAUGUUCCGAGUCAACCCAUGCUGGAGUGGACCUGUCUGAAAGUGCUGGGAGCUGGCAAGCUGCUGAGCUGCACUUUGUCUCGCUGCAGCAGAGCUUUCAUAUUAGCAAAGCGGCAGAUGAAAUGGGAGGAGUUUCUCAUCCUGAAUAUGGUGCUAACCAGCAUGCUGAGUCGUUUAUGGGUGUUUUUUCGUGGUUUACUGGUCAGCCUUUGCAGUCUUUACCAGUGGCUCCUGGAACUCCUGAAAGCAGUAGCCCAAGCCAAACCCAUGCCCUUCCUCACCGACACGGUCUUGCCAGCAGAUAUGGCUGAGUUCCUGGGUCCCUCUGAUGCUUUAGUGCUCAAGAAGCAUCCGGCGUUUCACGCUUGUCCUAAAAAUCAGAAAACAAAAUGCCAAACAACAAAGAAAGCUAAAGUCAAAAACAAUAAACAGCAGAUGGCCUUUAAAGAAGACCUUGGGAUGGCUGUGGAAAGAAAAAGAGGUGUUGGUUUUGAUGUUGACGACAAGCCUUUUAUCUUCAAGCACAAGACUGUCUCAAAAUUGAGCAACAAAGUCAAGAAACAAGAGUUCAAGAAACAAGUGAGUGAGGCUACUACAUUCACACACCUGGCUGCCAAUMUGGAGGAGAUAAUUCAGUGGUGCGGAUCUGAAAGAAUGAAGAGGACAAARCGUCUCCUUACGUUCCUGCAUUUAAAGUGCCAAAAGAUGAAGUGUCUCGAAKCAGGAGGACACAAUGUUCAGAGGAAGCUUCGGGUUUUCAGACGAGAAGUGUGCCAGGCUGUGUCUCCCCAGGGAUCAGCAGUGAGGACUUUUCGUUUUCCGGCCGUAACGAAGAGGAUCACUGGCCGAAGARGUCAUUCUGAAUCACUCUGGAAAAGAUUUAUGUUAUCUAGAGCCAGGUCUAGUUUUAAGAGGACAGUACUGCUUGGACAGCAAAAAGACUCUGGGCCAGUGGUGUAUUUUAAAGAUGUCGGGAAAAGCAAGGCUUCAAGCAGGAGUGCAUUACAGAUUAAUAACCCAGAUAGCAAUGAAGACAUAGAUGAUAUAUUUGCAAUUGCAGGCUUGUAAUGCUUCAUAGACAAGACUAAUGAGUUGACAACAUUGAGUGAAGGUCAAUCAUCAAGUCAGUAGUCAAUGUGUGAAUUGCAUUUAUGCUAAGUGUUGUAUUAGAACAGAUACAUUUACAUUUUAUACCUGUUAUAUCGCUGCACCUGAUCACACAGGACACGGAUGCAUUUCUGUAAUUUUGUACAUGAAUUCUGUUUUAUUCUGAAUUUUUGGAACAUAAAGAUUCUAAGAUAAUA
Messenger RNA from Poecilia reticulata (guppy), 1799 nucleotides. The record is from RefSeq and is a predicted model, not a curated record. Lineage: Eukaryota; Metazoa; Chordata; Actinopteri; Cyprinodontiformes; Poeciliidae.